UCGCUAGAAAAAAAAAUUAAGGCACGAAGAAGAUCCAUCCCUCAAAUUUUCACAGCGAACUUCCCAGCCUCAUGUUCCUUCCCCUUCACUUCACAUUCACAACUCCACAACAAUAAUAAUCUUAAUCAACACAAAUAGCAUAUUCCCAAUCUCCUUCAACAACACACACACACACAUCCAUUCAUUCUCUCUCUCUCUCUCAUGGCUUCUUCUUCCAUUUCCGCUCCAACGCUCACCUUCCCGACGCAGAAGCUCGCCGUUCCGUUCCCGGCGCCGCGGACGCCCUCGCUCCUCCCGUUCCCGUUGCAAUCCCCCUGCCGCUGCCUCGCCUCCGCCUCCUCCGACGACCGCAGUGGCGGCGGCGCCAAACGCGGCUGGGAGUCCGUGCUGCACCACUUCUCCGAGGUCGCGAAACGCGUCGAUUCCUUCUGGAAGUCCCUCGGGAACGCCGACGACGAUCGCGGCCGCGGCGGCGGCGGCGAUGAGGAUUGGGAUUGGGAUCGCUGGCGCCGGCAUUUCGAGGAAAUCGACGAGCAAGAGCGCCUCCUCUCGACUCUCAAGUCUCAGUUAAGCCGUGCUGUGUAUUUGGAGGAUUAUGAAGAUGCUGCCAGGCUUAAGGUGGCGUUUGCAGCUGCAGCUAACAACGACAGUGUUGGAAGAGUGAUGUCUUAUCUCAAUAGAGCCAUAAAAGAGGAGCGGUAUGGUGAUGCAGCUUUCUUAAGAGAUAAAGCUGGCACUGGACUUGUGGGUUGGUGGGCUGGUAUUUCAGAAGGUGUUAAUGAUCCACAUAGUCUAAUUAUUCGCAUAACUCCUGAGCAUGGAAGAUAUGUGGCAAGGAGUUACAGUCCAAGGCAACUUGCAACAUCUGCGGCUGGCAUUCCUCUUUUUGAAUUUUUUCUUACAAUGGAUAAAAAAGGUGAAUUCAAGUCACAGGCUGUGUACUUAAGGCGAAGAGGGGCCUUCCAUGGGCCCCCAACAAACUCCUCUAAAACAUUGGAUGGUGCUGGGAGACUGAGUUCAGUGGAGUCUACUGAAGACAAAAGUGAGCUGUAUGUUGUGAGUACUGAAGAUCCAGAAAAUGAUGACGAUAGGAAUGAUGGCUCUGAUCCAGCUGAGGGAAUGCCUGGAUUUCAGAAUGUCUUGAAAGAUAUGAUUCCGGGGGUAAAGGUGAAGGUUUUCAAGGUGAUAACUCCAGACAAAGUAGACAAGGAUAUAUCUAAUGUGAUUGAGCAGAUAAUUGAGGAUGAAGACGAAGACGAAGAUGGCAACGAAGACGAAGACGAAGACGAAGACGAAGACGAAGACGAAGAUGAAGAGGAAGACGAAGAUGAAGAUGAAGACGAAGAUGAAGGGAAGGAAAAUGAUACAGAAAGUCUAGAACUGGAAGACAUUAAGUCUGAGACUGACCAGGAGGGAGAUGAUGAGAUUGAAGUAAAUGCUGGUCUGGGAACUUUUGAAAGUGAAGACCAGAAUGAGUUUGCCGUCAAGAUUGCCAUUGGUGGUCUUGUUCAGAAACUUUCCGGUAAUCUAUCCUCUAGAGAUUUGCUUCGAGUUCCUGCUAAGCUGGAGAUGAAGGGGCGUGGUUCAUUUUCCUUUACUGUUGAAAAAGAAGUCAAUCAGCAGGUUGGUCUUGACAAAGGAAACUCUUCAUCUGAUAAAUCAACUAAGUUUCAAGGUCGACGCAGAGUUGAUCAUGUUAUUUUUGACCUUGCAAAAUUCAUUGGCAGGGGAAAGAUACCCUCAAAGGUUCUGAAAGAAGUGGGAGAAUUGAUAAAUCUCACUCUAAGCCAGGCUCAGAGCCAUCACCAGUUAUCUGGCUCAACAAUUUUUAAUCGCAUCGAAAUACCAACUUCAUUUGAUCCUUUAAAUGGUCUAUACAUUGGUGCGCAUGGGCUUUACUCCUCUGAAGUUAUUCAUCUAAGACGUAGAUUUGGUCAGUGGCAAGAGGACAAUGGGGCCAAGGAGCCUUCAAAUCUUGAGUUUUAUGAGUAUGUAGAGGCUUUGAAGCUAACAGGGGAUCCUUAUGUACCAGCUGGUCAGGUGGCAUUUCGUGCAAAAAUUGGAAAGAGGUAUCAAUUGCCUCAUAAAGGGAUAAUACCUGAAGAGUUUGGCGUGAUUGCUCGCUAUAAAGGUGAAGGGAGGUUGGCUGAGCCAGGGUUUCAGAAUCCCCGAUGGGUUGAUGGUGAACUUGUGAUUCUUGAUGGGAAGCAUCUAAAAGCAGGGCCGGUUGUUGGAUUUGUGUAUUGGGCCCCUGAGUAUCAUUUUUUGGUCUUCUUCAAUCGGCUUAGGCUUCAACAGUAGGGUUUUGUUCAUAAUAUCAGAGACUUGUAAAUGCUUUCUUCAGAUUCUCAGCGUUCUAGGUUUUGUUGAAUGCUAAAUUGUGCUUCAAUGGAAGAUAUCACCAAGAUAUCACGUGUCACUACAGGGUUUCCAUUUAAGCUUUAAAAGAUCUUCACCACUAGCUUUCUGCCGAGUAGCAUAGAUUGAGCAUUUGGCUGCUUGUCUAGAACUCAAAUGACUGAGGUAUCUUAAGCUUGGUAGCUGUAGCUUGACUAACUAUAGAUUGAAGAGGGAUUCAUGAUAUCAGCACUAAAGCACAACGUACUAGUCUCUUCAUUCCGCAUUUUAUGGAGGUGUAGUGUUCAGGGUAUCUUCAACAACUUUGUACAUUGUUCCUAAUUAUAAGAAAAAUUCCCAUGUAUCAUAAAAUUCAUGAUAUCAUUGUUCUUUCUGUAAUGAUGAAAUUUUCAUCACAAUUUUUUCUUCUUUGGAUAGUAUUUAGAGGUCUUUAGUAUUAGCUUCCUCAUUAAUUCUAUAUCCAGUCAACAAUUGAAUCUCCCCCGAAAGUGUCAAGCCAAAAUUUUGAAUACAGAUUUGAUUUCAUGACACCCGUAGUUGCCUUUUUUCAAUCCCUGUAUGACCUUACGGAUGAGCUUGGUAGACUAUGGCCAGCAAGUUCAUGCCUUGUAUUGAAUUUAUUGACACAAUUAAACUUUAUUCGGGAAA
Messenger RNA from Glycine soja, 3006 nucleotides. RefSeq names its product protein EXECUTER 1, chloroplastic-like. The transcript is spliced from 13 exons. Gene Ontology annotation, cellular component: thylakoid membrane. Gene Ontology annotation, biological process: singlet oxygen-mediated programmed cell death; response to singlet oxygen. NCBI's taxonomy places the organism in Eukaryota, Viridiplantae, Streptophyta, Magnoliopsida, Fabales, Fabaceae. Bases 202 to 2301 code for a protein of 699 amino acids. The record is from RefSeq and is a predicted model, not a curated record.